UGCAGUAAAGAGAAAACAAUUCUCAUACGUUGCUCAGAUGCAAUGAAUAAUAAACAUCGACAACAAAGUUAAAAAAAUAUGGUAAAGGCCUUUGCCACCACGGUCCACACCACAACAUUUCACUAUUUAAACCAAACCUCUAACCGUCCACCUUCGCCAUCGUCUCCAUCUACGAUCAUGGAAGUCAAGAGAUACCAGCCCACAUCUCCACCGUCCGAGACGAUCCCUAUCGUUGAUCUAAGCAACCCGGACGAAGAGCUAGUGUCACGUGCGGUGGUGAAGGCGAGCCAAGAGUGGGGGGUCUUUCACGUGGUGAAUCAUGGGAUCUCGAUGGAUCUGAUACGGAGGUUGAAGGAGGUUGGUACACAGUUCUUCGAGCUACCGGAGACGGAGAAGAAAGCCGUAGCGAAACCAGAUGAUUCCCAAGACUUCGAAGGUUACACGAGGAAUCUCAAGUAUACAGAAGGAGAGGUUUGGGCCGAUAAUCUUUUCCACAGAAUCUUGCCACAGUCAUGUAUCAACUACAAAUACUGGCCGAGAAACCCUCCGCAGUAUAGGGAGGUGAUUGAGGAGUACACAAAGGAGACGAAGAAGCUAGCGGAGAGGCUUUUGGGUUUUUUAUCAGAAGGAUUAGGGCUACGGCAUGAGGCGUUAAAGGAAGGUCUGGGUGGCGAAAAGUCGGAGUAUGUACUGAGAAUCAACAACUUCCCGCCUAAUCCACAACCGGAUGCGACCUUGGGACUACCGGAGCACACUGACAUCGUCGCACUCGCACUCAUCGUCACCAAUGAAGUUCCAGGUCUUCAGGUUUUCCAUGAAGGCCACUGGUUCGAUGUCCAGUACGUUCCCUCUUCCGUAACAGUCACCAUCGGUGAUCAGAUACUGAGGCUGAGCAACGGGAAGUACAAGAAUGUGUUGCAUAGAGUGACGGUGGAUAAAGAAAAGCAGAGGAUGUCGUGGCCGGUUUUUGUCGAUGCUAAUCCUGAUGUCGUCAUCCGACCAUUGCCUGAGCUCAUUACCGGCGAUAAUCCUUCUAUGUUCAAGUCUAUUAUCUGCAAGGACUUUAAAUACCGUAGGCUUUAUAAGCUUCCCGUCGACUGAUUCAAAUGAUAAUCAGUUUAUUUUUCUUUCUCCUUUCUACAAAUCAAAAUUCCCAGUCCUGUGUGUGUUUAUGCUACGUAUUGUAAAAUUUAUCUUCUACGUAAGUUUAUUUAUGCAAAAGGACCAAAUAAUUUACUACA
Brassica oleracea var. oleracea is the source of this 1241-nucleotide messenger RNA. RefSeq names its product putative inactive flavonol synthase 2. NCBI's taxonomy places the organism in Eukaryota, Viridiplantae, Streptophyta, Magnoliopsida, Brassicales, Brassicaceae. Bases 79 to 1101 code for a protein of 340 amino acids. The record is from RefSeq and is a predicted model, not a curated record. The transcript has 3 exons.